UUCCGUCCUCGUGCUCACGAUAAUAGUUAGGACUCUGGCGCUAUAGCCAUCUGGAUAGUUAAGACUCCCCUGGCUGGAUAAACAUGAGCGAAACGGCAGGCUUAAACAUUGAUGACCUGUUUUUUUGUACACUGCUGAAAGAAGGUGGAGUGCAUGAGCCCAAAGUUGAACAGUUGAUGGGCAAAUUGAGGAGGCUGCAACAAGGUAAAAGAGCCCUGGAGGAGGAAAUUAAGGAGAUCAAAUCAGUUAGCGACUCUUUGCAGCAAGAGCUGGAAACUUUACAAACUGAAGCAUAUGAACUUGAAGGAAUCCAUAAAGAAAAAGAAGAGGUGUGCAGGAAGCUGCAGUUCCAGUGUGAGGAGUCUGAGCAGGACUGUGCCAGGCUGUUAAAGCAGAACAGGAAAAGUGACGAACUGCUGGAACAGUACAAAUGUGAAAUCCAGGAAUUCAAGCUUAAACACCGGAAGCAGCGGAUGAGGUUUGAAAACCAACUUUAUCAACUGAUAGAGCAGCAUAAGAAUCUGCACUCUGUCUUUACUCCAGAAAGGCUCCCAGAUGAAAUAGAGAGUGCUGUGACUACGAAAAGUCAGCUGUUAUCAGCUGAACAAAUGAAGUUGGCUCAGCUGCACCGCCUCGCUGAAGAGCUAGAAGAGGUGAAGAAACAGAAGCAGACAGCUGCAGAGACUCAGGACGAGUGAAACUGCAUGUUUGCAGGUAGUUUUAAAAAAUCAGAGGUAAUAGUUUAAACCUUAAAUCUCCCAAAGGUAUGCUUCUGAAUUGAAUCAGUCCAAGGGUUGCAAACCUAAAACUUCAGUUAACCUCAAAAUGAAAUGAAAAUAACCAGAAUUUUAGUCACGACUUCUAUCUUCAUCUAUACCAGUGACAUCCAAGUAAAAUGUUAGACAAAACUGUGUUUAUUCCCGUGUCGUUGGCACAAGUAUUUGAUGUUUUUAUAUUAAUUGUUGUAUAACCAUAGGCCUGUCAUCCAGUUUGUUGCUUGAAUUUGUGCCAAAUUUAAUGUUUUAAUGGAAUAUGAAAUAUUUUACAGUUUGUGACUGGUGUUUUUCAGAUUGUCAGGUGCCAGUUGUAGUACCCUGUACGGUACUAUGUUCAUCUUACUUAAAUAUUGCGUAUUGAUAUAAUAUAAAGGUGUUCAUAUAUUUAAAAAUAUGAAGUGUUUGUUUAAGUGUU
Messenger RNA from Micropterus salmoides (largemouth bass), 1191 nucleotides. RefSeq lists its product as uncharacterized. Lineage: Eukaryota; Metazoa; Chordata; Actinopteri; Centrarchiformes; Centrarchidae. The transcript is spliced from 10 exons. Gene Ontology annotation, cellular component: synaptonemal complex. Gene Ontology annotation, biological process: synaptonemal complex assembly. The coding region runs from base 84 to 698 and encodes 204 amino acids. The record is from RefSeq and is a predicted model, not a curated record.